Aaosphaeria arxii CBS 175.79 is the source of this 1806-nucleotide messenger RNA. RefSeq names its product putative siderophore iron transporter. The transcript is spliced from 5 exons. The record is from RefSeq and is a predicted model, not a curated record. Gene Ontology annotation, biological process: transmembrane transport. Lineage: Eukaryota; Fungi; Ascomycota; Dothideomycetes; Pleosporales. Gene Ontology annotation, molecular function: transmembrane transporter activity. Bases 1 to 1806 code for a protein of 601 amino acids.
AUGGAAUCUUCAUCGAAUCCGUGCGAUAGAAAUGCGAAUGCUCCUGCGUUGUCCAACAACGACAAAGACAGAGCGUGCUCGACAGAACACAGAGAACAUAUCCCAGGUUCUGACCAACCAGACCAAGCCGAUGUCCAAAAUGAGCCUGAACUACAUUGGCGAACCUAUUGCGCGCUGUUUGCUCUUAUCAUAACCAACUAUGUUGCCGUUAUUUCGCUUCAGGCACCCCCAGCGGUAUUAAAUUAUAUUGGCUCCUCUUUGGGAUCGACCGAGCACCAAGCCUGGAUCAUCAAUGCCCCCAACCUCGUAUGCGCUGCAGUAGGCCCAAUCUUAUCAUCUGCGUCCGAUAUUUUCCAGGCAAGAAAGCACAUAUUGCUUGGUGGAUGUGCAAUGGGUGUUAUAGGCUGUGCUAUCGUUCCGGGCUCAAAGGAUAUCUACAGAGUCAUCGCAGGCCAGACUAUCGUUGGCUUCGGCUAUGCAACUACGCCACUCCUUUAUGCUAUCCCCAGUGAAAUUCUCCCUAAGAAAUGGAGGCCGAUUGCACAGGCCAUUGUCAACGUUGCAGCAGCUAUUGCUUCGAUUACAGGUCCGUUAGCUAUUGGUGCAUUGACGAGGCGAGAUAUGAUUAACGGUUGGCGAAGAUUUUGGUGGAUUGAGAUGGCUAUGUGGGCAGCGUCCCUACUCUCUCUAUUGUUUGGGUACAACCCACCUCGCAGGGAAACAGCUUACGAAUCGCCUCUAUGGUAUCAGAAGCUCGCAAAGCUUGAUAUUCCGGGCUCGAUCCUCCUCACUGCAUCAUCAACCCUACUACUCGUUGGCCUUGGACUUGGUGGUUCGAACUCAAGCUGGACUAGUGCUCGCACACUAUCUACUCUUAUCAUUGGUGGCGUGCUUGGAGUGAUUUUCGGUUUCUAUGAAUGGAAAGGCACGACUACAGGCAUUUUGCAUCACGAGCUGUUCCUUCCCGGCAAGGAUAAUGGACGGACUUUUGCCUUGUGUAUUGCACUUUUCGGUGUUGAGGCCAUUCUGAUUGUCAGCUUUAUUGUAUUCUACCCCCUUCUGACGCAAGCACUAUACGAGACGGAUGUUUUCCUACUAGUGGCACGUUCGAUGCCUUACUGGGUCGCUGCAGCUUUUGGCGCACCAUUCUGGGGAUAUCUAAGCACUCGAUUUCGGACCAUCAAAUGGCCCAUGAUCUGUGGUUUCAUUAUCUGGGGCGUGGGUACUAUCGGCCUGGCAACUCUCCAGCCCAAACAUGAUUUCAACGCCAUGGCCUUCGCAGCCGUUUCGGGAUUCGGGUUUGGUGCUCCGCUCGUCAUGAUCGUAACUGGAGUGCAACUCUCUGUUCCACACCACUUGAUCGCGACCGCGACGUCCGUGGCCACGUCGUCGCGCGCACUGUGCAACACCACCUUUACUUCUAUCUACGUCGCUAUUCUUACCUCGAGGCUAUCCACUUCUAUUCCGCGCCAUGUGCCCCCUGCAAUCAUUCUCGCGGGUCUUCCCAUAGACUCCGUUGCAGGUUUCAUGGCGGCUUUGGCUAGUGGCCAGCUGUCGGCCCUAACGUCUCUGCCGGGAGUCACUCCCGCUGUUAUUGAAGCAGGAGUUGCUGCAUACAAGCAGGCCUAUGCUGAUUCUAUACGCGUACUGUACAUCAUAACAGCUGCGAUAACAGCAGUAGCGACAAUUGCUGCGGUAUUCAUCAGCAACAUGAGAGAACGCAUGACUAACCGCAUUGAUGCUCCAGUUGAAGAAGUACUUUCGAAGGGGACGACGCAUUGUGAAACUGGGCUUGAGAAAAGCUAA